GGUCCGCUGACGCUGUAUUUUAUUGUAGGGUGUCUAAAUAGUUUAGGCUGAUCUGCGAAUUUCUUCCCUGCUGAAAAAAAACUAUGUUUUGAAAACGGUGGUAGCUGGUAUUUCAAGCUGGAUUUUACACCAGGGUUUUGUCAAUACUCGACUGUCUACAAACAGGUCUCCAAUGGAAGGAACCGAGAAAAGCCAAAGCGGGAGGGUGACGAUAUACUCCGUGCCGGGCUGCCCGCACUGUAAACAGGCGAAAGCUCGCCUCCUGGAACUGGGGCUGUUGUUGCAUGAAGUGGAUCUGAACCAGCACGGUGCGCUGCGGCCUCAGGUGAAGCAGUUGACGGGCCGUAGCACCGUGCCUCAGAUAUUCUUCAACAACAUCCACGUGGGGGGAAACGAUGACCUCCAAGCAAUGGCUCCAGAGAAGUUGGAGUACCUGGUGCGCCUGGUGAGACAGGAGGGAGUGCCCCCCGACGCCCCCCCUCUGCCAGAAGAGGGGGCAGAGAACGCAGAGGAAGCAGAGAACCAGGAUGGAGAAUUUAAGUGUGAGAGGGAUGAGUUAGCAGAUGUGGUGGCUCAGUUCAAGCAGAGUGGGGCGAUCGGCAGCCACAGGAAGGGCCUGAAAGUGUACAAAAACAGCUUCACUGGAGCACAGCUGCUGGGCUGGCUGGAGGAGAACGAGGGAAAGGACAGGAAUCGGGCUCUUGAGAUGUGCAAAAUGUUGAUGGACAGAAAGUUUUUUAACUCUGUCCAGAGGAAAGGGGAGUUUGAAGAGGGUAACGCACUGUUCAGAUUGGUGGAGCAUGACCCCCACUCAGCACUCAACGCACGAGAGAUGGCGGCUUGCCAGCCCCAGAAUGCUGCCGUGCUGUCCGAGAUUCUCAGGAACACGAUGCUGGAGCUGUUCUCAAACUACCUCUCGCCGGACGGCAAGUGCGUGGACUACAAGGCCAUGGCCAAGAGCCCGUCCUUUGAAGAGUACUGUGAGCUGGCCGUACAGCUGCAGCGGGUGGAUCUGCAGGUUCUGACCCGCGAGGAGAAGCUUGCCUUCUUCAUCAACAUCUACAACGCCCUGGUCAUCCACGGCAACCUGCGGAUGGGGCCCCCAAAGAACACCUGGCAGAGGUACCGGUUCUUUAACUACGUCAGCUACCUCAUUGGCGGGGAGGUGUUCACCUUGCAGGACAUCGAGAACGGGGUGCUUCGGGGCAACAAAAAGGGUAUCGGGCAACUCCUGAAGCCCUUCUCGAAGGGUGACCCCCGACUACAGGUGGCGCUGCCACAAGCUGAACCCCUCAUCCACUUUGCCUUGAACUGCGGAGCAAAAGGAUGCCCUCCAAUAAAAACGUACACGCCGAAGGAAAUCGACAGCCAGCUGCACACCGCGGCCGAGGCCUUCCUGGAGAACGAGGACAGCUGCAGGGUGGACGUGGACAAAAGCGAGGUCAAGCUCAGCCAGAUCUUCAAAUGGUACAAAGGGGACUUCGGUGACACAGACGAGAAGCUGCUGAACUGGAUUUCAAACCACAUGAGCGACUCUCCUAAAAAGAAGGAUUUACAGGAGCUCCUGAAGUGCGGCAGGUUCAAAGUGAGCUACGUACCGUACGACUGGGCCACCAACAGCAAGGACUGAGGCUGCCUGAGGGCGUCGUCUCCCAGCCCUUCAUGCACACGACCCACGGCAACCUUGUGAUUUCUGAAAUUUUAAACUGAUGUGUAAAAGCACGUAGCCCUAUGCAAACUCAGACCGUGCAUAUGCACAAUUGGUGUCCGAAAGGUUGUACCGCAAGUCCGAGAGGUUUCUUUCUUUGUGCUCGAUCGAGUAAGACACCGGGUGUGUACAUAGCAGGUAUUCAGAGAUCUUUACAGUUAGUGUUCAGUUAACUUCAAUAGGCAACGAUUAAUCGGCAAACGCAAGGCUCAAUAUCACACAAUCAUCAGUCUAAUUAGCUGCAUUCCAGACAGGCUCAUCCAUCAGCUAUUACAGUUACAGAGUGCGGUCAAAGAACACAUUUUGUCCUAUACAUUUUUUUUUUUUUCCCCUCUCUAUGUAAAGUGACCUUGAGUGCAACAGAAAGCCAAUAAAACUGCUUUAUAAAUAAUAAUAAUAAUAAUAAUAAUAAUAGCAACCAUGACAAGAUAAUAUGGUAGGCCUUAUGCAGUGACCAUAUCAAUGAGUAAGACAAUGAGGUGUGAAAUGAUAGGUUCAUAAUAUGUUGCCUGAUCAUUACAAUCAUCACCAAAUUUAUGUCUGUGAAAGCAGAUAUUUGAAAUUUGACAUAAAGGCACAUAGUUCUGGAAUCUCGUAGCUGGGCAGGUGCAUGGUGUGUUUUUGGCCGAACAUUCUCUCUGCGACAUAGUGGACUGUCCAAAUACGUCCCCGCCAGUGGCCCAUCAGUGGCCCGAUACGUAGGGCAAAUCAGGGGGCUUAACGGGGCCAUGGGGCUUACACACGUGCGUACCUUUAUAGGAUGACUGUGGAAAAUAAAAUAAAAAUGUACGGGUUACAAUCUGGAAUGUCCAAGCACAGCUGGGCACGGUCCGGAUUCGAUCCGGGGCUGACUGUCCGGAUUCGAUCCGGGGCUGCGGGCAUCUGCAAACGUGUGCAGGACUGUGGAUCUGAGCACACGCUCAACUUCAGAAUGAAACUAAAGCCAAACGAGGUCCCUAGUCUUUUCCCAGAUUUCAGUGGGCUGCAGGAUCCAGAGCCAGGCCGACCCCAGGUCCCCAGUACACACAGUACCCCUGUGUGUCCACUCCGUGUGUACCCCUCCACUCCGUGUGUACCCCUCCCCUCUGUUACUAAGCAACAUCCUGUCCAAACAAAGGCAGUUAUGGCAGAGUUAUAGCCCAUAACUCCUUUCAAGUAGCUGGCUCCAUUUCUUUCUCCACAAAUUUUUUGGAUUGUGUAAUGAGCACGUUGAUAUUUUUGUGCUAAAACUUGUUGACGAUAUAUUAUUAGAAGUUGGAAAUCCCGCAGAAAUAAUGAAAUGAUGUGCUUGGAAGGACAAAGGGGUCAUCAUCAUCAUCCCCUGUUCAAACGAUAUAUACCCAGUUUACGGGGGAAUGUCCUAUAUGAGUUUUAUCCAACCGAGGGACUUGUUCUGAGUGCUGCAAUGCACCGGAUUUCAGGGGAGUCCCGCAGGAUAUGCUGCCUCUCAUGCUGAGUCUGGUGCCAGGCAUACCCUGCAGUAUAUAGUAGGCAGUAGGUAGUGUGCACCCUCCUGAAUUCAUGCACACUUGUGGUGGAAUUGGACUAUCUGUUCUGGGGGUGGCCGAAAUACGGAAGCGAAAACUAAAAUAAUACAAAGUUAAUUUCUAUGUGCAAAAAAAAAAAAAAAAAAAAAGGUUAUCAAUGCGGUCGCUAUGUAUGUAUGUUAAAUUAACACUUGUGCUGCAAUUUACCCUCAACUUUGUAUUUCACUGGUGAAAUGAGCAGGACUGAAUUUACUGGCCACAGAAAAAAUGUAAUGAAGGACAAAGCUGAAAGCUGUAAUGUCUAUUUCGUGUACAUAUGGAAAACGCUUGUAUAGGAUUGUCACUAUAUUUACAUGCAGUGUCAAUUCAGAACAUAUCGUCUCAUUUUUAUUUUAUGUUCAUGGGUUUCGUCUUGACACAGAAGGUUGAAUACGAGCAUGUAGUAUGGCAGAGGGUUUAAAAAAAAAAAAAAAAAAACAUUUUUAAUUGACAGCCAACUAAAUUUCAUUCAAUUCUACACCACUCAUUUUCAACUAUAGUACUGAAAAGUCAUGAAAAGUCACUACAAAUAGCCCAGGUUUUGUCCCUUGUUCCAGCUAUCCGGCUGAAACGUGCUGCAUUUCCGUAUGUCCGCUGUCCUUCAACACAUAACCAGGUCAGUUGCGACUCGGCAGUUAGUAACCGGUUUGAGCCAGACCACUCGUAGUGAGCUUGGUGCAGUCCAGCACAUUUUUGUGUGUGUUAACUACACUGACGAGGCAAAAGGGCAGUCUUCCAAAUAGGGCAGAAUCGAAAAUAAUUUUUAUGAAUGAAUGCGUCUAUAUCAGAGGUGGGCAACGAGGGCCGUAUCUGUUUCUGGUUUUUUAUGCCGACGGCUGGCCUUAAUGACUUAAUUGGCUGUGUCCCUGUAUGAUAUGGUUUUACGGUGAUCUAAUCUGAGUGAACUAGUGUUGGUGUAUACGGCCAAUUGGCUCAUGGAGUAAUUGGAAGAAACAAAAAUCUACAUACCAACCGGCCCUCCAGGACUGGAAUUGCCCACCUGUGGUCUAUAUGAUAGACAGUGUAAUAGAUGGUAGAUAUCGUCUCCCUCGAGUGCGACGUGCAGCUUAUUUGUAUGGACAGCUGUGGUUCAGAUCCAGUGCCAAUGCUGGCAGAUCGGAUUAGGGCAGGGAGCCCAAUACAGACGUCUAAUUGGCUAUAGCAUCACGCAUUCACAGGUACCUGUUCUGGUCAAUUAGCUAUGCUGUGGUGUACCUGCAUUAGCAGUGAUUUCAAAGGCUUACCUUGGGAAUUUUGGAUGGAGACAGCGGUUUUCCGAUUUUCCAAGCAUUGCUCCGACUUAGCUCUCCUGACUGGAUGCUGGACGCUGUGUCGGGAAGGGAGAGCCUACGACUGUAAAAAAUGUAUAUUUCGGAAAAGCUAGCAUCAAGCAGGAGAAAGAAAUCUCUUAAUUGUCAUACAUUAAUAAUACAUUUAUAGUAGUCAUGGGAGCUCCAUAAACCACGUAAUUUGUCAUCACCAAAUUAUUAAUUGGGAUUAUUUACGUUCAAAAACAGGAAGAUUUGUUAUUAGCGGUUAAAGCGUCUUCAUGGGAAGGCUGUGUAUGUAACGUGGGCUGCUUAUCUCCACCUGAUUUUACCAAUAAACUCACAUCCUGAACCAAGGAGGUAAAAUAAAUUAUUUGUCGAAUCAGGUGGUGUAGUGCAUGGCUGCAGACACUGUGACCAGCAGGAUUUGGAUUGGAGUCGUGCUGCGGUAAAACAUUGCCAAAAACUCCCGUUACCACUCAGUCCAAUGCGUCAAUACUCAAAAGAUUUCCGACAACUCCUGUGACCUUGGACUCUGUCCAACGAGUCAAUACUCCCAAGAUUCCUGACAUAUUUUGUUAUGAAAGGACUUUUACAUGCAGAGAAACACCCCCCAGCCACUUACCACAACCACCGCCCCAGAAGAAUUGUCCUUUCUGGGAGCCGAGCCGCUGGGAUCCUGACGCAUGCUUUAUUGCGGUAUCCACCCGUUUGCAUGUUCCGCGCGCCCGGGGCUCCGGCUCAAACCCGAACCCUGACCAGGACGUUUACCCCCCCCCCCCCGUUCCCUCAGACAGUGCCUUCGAUUCCUCCCCCCCCCCGCCCCGCGACAGAGCAUACCUCAGCCUUCCCAGCUUUGGACAGGAAACCGUGCAGCUUGGCUGGGCCUUGACCUCGCCCGACGUGCGCCACAGACCCGCCAUAAACCCCCUCCUACUUCCAGGGCUUACGACCGGACUGUAUCGCCUCCCAGAUAACGCGAUGUGGUGCUUUUUUUUUGUUUUAGCUUUCUGAUUAAAAUUAAACAUGCAAAUCAAACUCGAGUAAUUCACUCCUCCAGAAGAACUGCAAUACCGCACCUACUGUUUACCUCUUUCAUCCAACUUAUCAGGAAAAGAACAAUAUAAAAUAAACAAAAAAUGUGAUUCAAAACCUUGUAAAAAAACAAAAUGGAUUUUUCAGCUGUAAUCAUGCUUUUGCAUGGGUUCAAGGAUACAUUUGUACAUCUUAUUACUCUAAAGCAAUACUUCGAGAAUUCUCCAAAUGUAAAAUAUGCAAUGAAUAUUUGAAAUAAAUACAGAUGAAUGACAA
This is a messenger RNA of Conger conger (European conger), 5813 nucleotides long. RefSeq lists its product as uncharacterized. Lineage: Eukaryota; Metazoa; Chordata; Actinopteri; Anguilliformes; Congridae. Gene Ontology annotation, molecular function: electron transfer activity. The coding region runs from base 173 to 1630 and encodes 485 amino acids. The record is from RefSeq and is a predicted model, not a curated record. Gene Ontology annotation, biological process: cell redox homeostasis; intracellular signal transduction. The transcript has 11 exons.